Molecule: messenger RNA, 6270 nt
Organism: Chiloscyllium plagiosum (whitespotted bambooshark)
Lineage: Eukaryota; Metazoa; Chordata; Chondrichthyes; Orectolobiformes; Hemiscylliidae
Source: RefSeq, a predicted model, not a curated record
AAAAGUUUUUUUCCCCCGUCUUCUUAUCUGAUUUAACUUAAUAACGAAAAGAUAACAUGCUGUUGAGUUUUCUGUUUUUCAGUUCACGUAUCUUUUCAUCCUAUGUGAAAAACCACGAUCUUGCAUAUUUAGGAGAGUUUUCUUUGUAUUCUGUUUCCAACUUCCAGUUAGCCUUCUGGCUAAAUGUGUUAUAUUAAAUCCUUGUGGUCUUUUUUCCAGAUUAUUUUAUAUUAAAUAUUUCCUAUUCUGAGUACUUAGAUGUAGGCUGACACAUCAGUGCAGCAGUGAGGGAGUGCUCUGUUGUGAGAGCUGCUAUCUUGUGGAUGAUUUUUUAAUUUGAGGGCCAGUCUGCUUGUUCAGGUAUAUCAUAAAUUUCCCAAGAUGCCUUCACACGGUAAACUUAUGGUACCCGAAGGUUUGAAAUCCCUGCUAGAGGCAUUAGGCAGAGCAGUUGUCCAAGAUCAGCCAGAAAAUAUCCACCAGUUUGCCUCAGCAUAUUUCACAGAUUUGCAGAAAUUUAGAGAUGGAAAUCCAACUCUUGAUAUAUGUGACCUAGUGAAAAUGUUCCAUUUGAGCAGAGCUAUAAAUAUUGAUGGAAAGGCACACCGAACAACCUCCGAUGAUCAAAAUUUAAAAUCACUAGCUAAGGACCCUUCACUUUUUAAUCAGGAAAUUUUGUCCAAAAUCUUUUGUGAGAAAACCCCUGAUACUCGUCAUGAUGCUGCACCUUGUCCAACUGUGCCUGUAAUUAAGGAUCCUUGUGCACAGCAGGAAGCUCCAGCUGAAGCUGCAUCCGGUCCACAUGAGAAUUUCUCUAGGGCACCAUAUGUUCGUCAUGAAGCUGUACCUCUUCCAUAUGAUCCUAUGAUUAGAGCACCAUAUGUUCGCCAUGAAGCUGUACCUGUUCCAUAUGAGCCUUUGGUUAGGGCUCCAUAUUAUCAAGAAAUCAUUCCUGCUCCAUAUGAUCCCUACGUUAGGGCUCCAUAUUAUAAUCAAGAAGGCAUACCUGGCCCAUUUGAGCCCGUGAUUGUGGCUCCAGCUAUUCGUACAGAUGGUGUUCCUAUUCCAUAUGAAACAGUGAUUAUGGCACAACCUGUUCGUCAAGCACCAGUUCCUCUUGCAUAUAGUUCACCUGUUCGUCAAGAAGGUGUACGCUCUGGAUAUGAUGCAAAACCAGCACCUGUUUAUCAGGGAAAUGUACAUGCUUCAACUGAAGCCAAGACCGUAGCUGAAUCUUCUUUACGUGAAAAUGUGUGUUCACCUACUCAUACAGAACCAAUGUCUGCUAGUUAUGGAAGUAAAACCUCAGAGGUCUGUCAGGAAACAGUACAAACUGUGUUACCACCUGCUUCUCAAGAGCAGUAUGAAAGGAGGUCUCCAUCAUUUUACCAACAACCAAUGGCACCUGCUCCUCCAGAAAAUCAGUAUGAAAGGAAGUCCCCAACUGUUUACCAACAAACAACGGCACCUCAAUAUCAGGCUCCGCCUAUUUAUUCACAACCUAUACCAUCUCCAUUUGAGUCUAAGAGUGCAACUUACUAUCAACAAGGGGUACCACCUCAAUAUUCAAAUGUGGCACCAGUUGUUUACCAGCCCAUAUCACCUCAAUAUAAUUCUAGGUCCCCUCCUGUUUAUCAGUUAGCUCCAGGAGAGACUUUAGUGUGUACAUCCGUUCCACAAGAAAGUGUGAGACUUCCAACACCUACACCAUUUGAUGGAUUAAAGAAAAGCCACUCUGCAAAUGCUGCAAGUGGUAAGAUCAUAUCUGUGUGUGAAGAACAUUCAUGUGAUCAGUGUAAGAAACCAUCUUCGUGUCAACAGUUAGCAACUGCUCCAAGUAGUGAGAUUUCAUCUGUUUGUCAAGAACAUUCAUGUGAUCAAUGUAAGAACAAGUCAUCUGCACCAUGUGGCGAUGUCUCAGUUUGUGAAGAACAUUCAUGUGAUCAAUGUAAGAAGAAGUCAUCUUCUCGUCAAAUGUUAAUGUCUGCUCCAAGUGGUGAUGUCUCAAGUGUUUGUGAAGACCAUUCAUGUGACCAGUGUAAGAAGAAAUCAUCUGCACCAUGUGGCGACGUUUCAAAUGUUUGCGAAGACCAUUCAUGUGAUCUAUGUAAGAAGCCUUCAGCUGAUCCAUGUGGUGACGCUGCGAAUGUUUGCGAAGACCAUUCAUGUGAUGUAUGUAAGAAGUCUUCAGCUGAUCCAUGUGGUGAUGCUACGAAUGUUUGCGAAGACCAUUCAUGUGAUCUAUGUAAGAAGCCUUCAGCUGAUCCAUGUGGUGACGCUUCAAAUGUUUGCGAAGACCAUUCAUGUGAUCUAUGUAAGAAGCCUUCAUCUGCUCCAUGUGGCGAUGCUGCGACUGUUUGUGAAGAACAUUCUUGUGAUCAAUGUAAGAAACCUUCAUCGGCACAAAGUGGCAAUAUCUCAGUUGUUUGUGAAGAACAUUCAUGUGACCAAUGUAAGAAGCAGUCAUCAUCUGCUCCAAGUUCUGAUGCUUUAUCUACUUGUGAAGAGCAUUCGUGUGACGUAUGUAAGAAGAAAUCAUCAACCUGUCAGUUGUCAUCAUCUGCUCCGAGUGGUGAUGGCUCACCUGUUUGUGGAGAAAUUACAUGUGGUCAGUGUAAGAAACAGUCAUCUACCUGUCAACAAUCAUCUUGUCCUCCAAGUGGUGAAGUCUCACCUGUUUGUGGAGAACAUUCAUGUGAUCAAUGUAAGAAACAGUCGUCCACCUGUCAACAGUUUUCUUCAGCUUCCACGGGCGAUCCUUCAUCUGUUUGUGAAAUGCACUCAUGUGAUCAAUGUAAAAAAAAAUCACCUACCAGUCAACAAAAUUCUUUGGCCCCAAGUGGUGGUGUCUCACCUGUUUGUGGAGAACAUUCAUGUGAUCAAUGUAAGAAACAGUCAUCAACCUGUCAAGCAUCAUUUUCUGCUCCAAGUGGUGAUGUCUCAUCUGGUUGUCAAGAUGAAUCAUGUAGUCAAUGUAAAAAGAAGUCAUCUACCUGUCUGGUGUUGUUUUCUGCUUCAGGGGGUGAUGACUCAUCUGGUUGUCAAGAACAUUCAUGUGAUCAAUGUAGCAGGACAUCAUCAACCUGUCAACAGGCUUCAUCUGCACCAAGUGGUGAUCCCUCAUCUAGUUGUCAAAAUUCUUCAUGUGGUCAAUGUAAAAAGAAGUCUUCAACCUGUCAACAGACUUCAUCUGCACCAAGUGGUGAUCCCUCAUCUAGUUGUCAAAAUUCUUCAUGUGGUCAAUGUAAGACAAAGUCCUCAACCUGUCAACAGGCUUCACCUGCUCAGAGUGGUGACACUGUAUCUGGUUGUCAAGAUCCCUCAUGUGGUCAGUGCAAGAAUGUGUCAACUAAACAUCAAGAGACCUCAUCCAGUUGUCAAGCCAAUUCAUGUGAUCAAUGCAGAAAGGUAUCCUCUACUCAUCAGGAUUGUUCAUCUGGCCCAAGUACCUCAUCUAGUUGUGAAACUCAUUCAUGUGAUCAAUGCAAGAAGAUUUCAUCUACUCAUCAAGAUUAUUCAUCUGGUUUGAGCACCAAUGCCUCAUCUGGUUGUCAAGACCUUGGAUGUGAUUCAUGUAGAAAAGUUUCCUCUACUCAUGAAGAUUAUUCAUCUGCUCUAAGCACCAAUGCCUCAUCUGGUUGUCAAGACCAUGCAUGUGAUGCAUGCAAUAAGGUGUCAUCUACUCAUGAAGAUUAUUCAUCUGGUUUAAGUACCAAUGCCUCAUCUGGCUGUCAAAGUCAUGCAUGUGAUGAUUGUAGAAAGGUGUCAUCCACCCAUCAGGAUUAUUCGAGUGGUCUCAGUGCCAAUGCUUCAUCUGGUUGUCAAGACCAUGCAUGUGAUGCAUGUAAUAAGGUGUCAUCUACUCAUCAAGAAUAUUCAUCGAAUCUAAGUACCAAUGCUUCAUCUAGUUGUCAAGAUCAUGCAUGUGAUCAAUGUAAUCGGGUGUCAUCUACGCAUCAAGAACAUUCAAGUGCUCCAAGUACCAGUGCCUCAUCUGGAGGUUGUCAAGGACAUUCAUGUGAACAGUGUAAGCCGGUGUCAUCUACUCAUCAAGAGUAUUCAAGUGCUGCAAGUACCAAUGCCUCAUCUGGUUGUCAAGAUCAUGCAUGUAAUCAAUGUAAUAAGGUGUCAUCUACUCAUCAAGAUUAUUCAAAUGCUACAAGUGGCAAUUCCUCAUCUGGUUGUCAAGAUCAUGCAUGUGAUCAAUGUAAUAAGGUGUCAUCUACUCAUCAAGACUAUUCAUCUGCUGCAAGUGGCAAUGCCUCAUCUAGUUGUCAAGAACAUUCAUGUGAUCAAUGUAAGAAGACGUCAUCUACUCGUCAAGAUUAUUCAACUAACUUGAGUACCACUGCCUCAUCUGGUUGUCAAGAUCAUGCAUGUGAUCAAUGUAAUAAAGUAUCAUCUGGUCAAGGUUAUUCUUCCACUAAAAGUACCAGUGCUUCAUCUAGUCGUCAAGAUCCUUCAUGUGGUCAAUGUAAAACACCAUCUACUUGUCAGGAUAAUUCAACUGCGCCAAGUGGUAAGACUUCAACUAGUUGUCAAGAUCCUUCAUGUGGUCAAUGUAAGAAAACAUCAUCUACUCGUCAAGAUAAUUCGACUGCUCCAAGUGGCAAUGCUUCAUCUAGUUGUCAAGAUCCUUCAUGCGGUCAAUGUAAGAAAACAUCAUCUACUCGUCAGGAUAAUUCAACUGCUCCAAGUGGUAAGACUUCAACUAGUUGUCAAGAUUCUUCAUGUAGUCAAUGUAAGAAAACAUCAUCUACUCGUCAAGAUAAUUCGACUGCUCCAAGUGGCAAUGCUUCAUCUGGUUGUCAAGAUCCUUCAUGUGGUCAGUGUAAAACCUCAUCUACUGACCAGGAUAAAUCAACUGCUCCAAGUGGUAAGACUUCAUCUAGUUGUCAAGAUCCUUCAUGUGGUCAAUGUAAGAAGGCAUCAGCUACUUUAAAAAGCAAUGUCUCAUCCACUGGUCAAGAAUGUUCAUGUGACCUCUGUAAAAAAGACUCAUCUCAGCAAGAAUUUAAUCCAUGUCCCGUCUGUAGUGAGUGUUCCCAAAAACCCUCUCAACCGGACUCAAGAAGUCCCCAAGAUCCUACACUGCAGUGUUUGUAUAAAGCCCCAUCAUCUGCAUAUGGUGCAUCUACUGAUCCUUCUACAACAUUUAGUCCACAAAAUAGCAUGUGUAAGGCUGCACCAAGUCCUGGUGGAGGUAAUGGUGACACAUUACCCACCAACAGGCCCAUUUACAUGCAUCUUUCUACAAAAUGUUGCAUUGUGAACUAUAGUGAUUCAUCAACUUGUCUUGAGCCCAUAACUGUGUAUCAUGAAUCUACCAUUCAUCGAGUAUCAGAAAUACACUUUAGGGAUGAACCUGAAACAGGCAGUACUCAAUCUAAAGAUGAUGCUGGUGUAUGCUCUGCUGAUGGUACUGCAUCAAAGGGCAAAAAGGUUGAGGCAGCAUCACCUGCUCCUCCCUCUGAGGAAGACGCUUCUUGUCAAAGCUCUACAGAUUCUGUAUGUGGGGGAGAAGGAGAAGCAAAGGAAAAACCAUCAGCCACUUGUGAAGGAGAUGCUGGUAUCCAGGACUCUGAAAAGAUUGAUGAAAGCUGCCCAAUCUACUCUAUAAUGCGUAAAGAUGAGAGCUCAGAGGGGAAGACAACAGAUCAAGAUGAAUCUUGCCCUGUAGAAGAAAGUUCUUCACAAACAGCAGAAGAGAAGACAGGAGAAACGGAUGACACUUGCCCUGGAGAAGAAAAAACAGGAGCAGCUGCAGCACAGAAGAAGGCAUCUGAGGAAGGUGAGUCUUGCCCUCUGGAAGAACUUUCAAAAACAGAAGAGGCUGCAGCAGAGGAGUCUUGCCCUGUAGAAGAAAUUUCUUCAAAAACAGAAGAGGCUGCAAAGACUGAAGAGACGAAGAAAACUGAGGAAGAUGAGUCAUGCCCUAGAGAAGAAAAUGUUUCUGAGGCGAAUGAGCAGGAGUUGCCUACAAUUGUUGACAAAGGCUUCAAAAGGGUAAACUGUAGAAUUGAUGCGUUGGGGAGCAAGAUGGAUGGUCUGAUAGACAGCAUUAAAUCACUUGCUGAUGUUAUGAACAAAGAGGAUGAGAAACAAACCCGGGGAGAACAAGAGCCAAAACAAAAAUCACCACAAGCAUCACCAGAAUCGAAAUCACCAACAGCACCGUCUCCAAGAGCAACAACCCCAGAAGAGGCGACACCUGCAACAAAGUCGGCAGAAGAAGGGGAGGCAGAAACAAAAGCAGAAUAAAUGAUGGAA